This is a messenger RNA of Indicator indicator, 1005 nucleotides long. RefSeq names its product SRR1 domain containing (gene SRRD). The record is from RefSeq and is a predicted model, not a curated record. The transcript is spliced from 7 exons. Gene Ontology annotation, cellular component: nucleus; cytoplasm. Bases 1 to 834 code for a protein of 277 amino acids. NCBI's taxonomy places the organism in Eukaryota, Metazoa, Chordata, Aves, Piciformes, Indicatoridae. Gene Ontology annotation, biological process: microtubule-based process.
AUGACCGCCGGCGCUACGGUGGCCGGGCGGGACAUGGCGGCAGCGGACAGGAGGAGGCGGCGGCGGCGGCGCCGGGCAGACGAGGUGGCGGAGGAUGGCGGAGCGGUGCUAAGGAGGCUGCGAGAGGCCCGGGACGAUCUGCUGAGCUCCGGCUUCUGGGCGGCGAGCGCCGGAGCCGUGCGGGCCCGGUUGGGCGGCAGCGCGGAGCCACCUGCCCGUUGCGUCUGCUACGGGCUGGGCCGGUUCGGCGGUUGCCCCAUCGCCCGGGACCAGCUCGCCUUCCUGCUGCUGCUGCUGGAGGAGCUGGGGGUGCCACCGGCGCGGUGCUCCCUGUUCGAUCCCGUAUUCUCGGAGCAGGAGGCGGCGGUGCUGGGAGAGCUGGGGCUGCGGCUGCUCCCGGAGAACGAGGAGGGGAAGCACGACGUUGAGGGCUCAGCCACACUCUUCUACAUGGUGCACUGUGGGAAUGCCCUGUACAACAACCUGCUGUGGAGGAACUGGUCCCUGGGGGCCCUGCCCAAGCUGGUGAUCAUCGGGAACAGCUUCAGAGGCAUCGAGGAACGGUUGUUGCCAAGAAUCUUGAGGAGAGAUUAUUCCUACAUAGCAAAGGUCCUGAAGGUGACAGAGGAGGUAGCACUCCCCACCCACCCUCAGUACCUGGACACCUUUAAUGACACCUCCAUCCACUGGUUUCCCUUGGAAAGGCUGCAGGAGCUCUCCCCUGAGGUCUGGGACUUUGUGGAGGAGCCAACAUAUGAGGACUGUGACAACCUGGAGAUCAUCAGGAGGGAGGACAAAGCCCAUGGGUGCAGCCCCAUCACAGCAGAGUCCUGACCCCUCUCUACAGCAGGGAGGGAAACCUUGGGGCUCUGUCUUCUCCCAAGGCAGCUCCUGCACAGCUGAGAUGAAGCUGGUGACAGCACCAAAAGCAGCAGCAGCCAGCCACUGGGACAUUUUUGUACCUGAGUUAUUUAAUAAAGAGGUGAAGCUGGGUUUGACUCAGCU